This is a messenger RNA of Strongylocentrotus purpuratus (purple sea urchin), 4154 nucleotides long. Its product is annotated as probable serine/threonine-protein kinase kinX. The coding region runs from base 517 to 2031 and encodes 504 amino acids. The record is from RefSeq and is a predicted model, not a curated record. NCBI's taxonomy places the organism in Eukaryota, Metazoa, Echinodermata, Echinoidea, Camarodonta, Strongylocentrotidae. The transcript is spliced from 3 exons.
AACCCGUUGUAUGCAUGCCAGCCCACUCUAUAUGCACACCAGUGCGUUGCCCCGUUGACAAACCCUUCGAUAUAAUUCCUGUGCAGGUAUACGACCAAAGAAAAGCAGGUGAACUUUUGAUCCCGUAUCAGUACUUUACAAGAACUGACUUUGCGGCAACAGUGUCUUCACGUUCUUGUGAAUGUUGAUAUCAUCAAUAACAAGCACCCAUCAUCUUCAUCUUGUGGUAUGAUCAGGACCUUUGCCAACGAGGAAUAUAAUAAUACUUUUCCAUAUUGACGGAUGAUUCUGGAUAUAAUCAUUCUUCUUGUACACGAUAAUUCUUCUGUAUAUUCCUGGUGAUAUAAACAUCAUACUAGCCCGCAAAACCCCGCCAUAUCCUCCGACAUGAACUGGGAUGCGAGGAUGACAUCGUAAUCCAUAAGCUUAAUCUGGUAUUAGUUUGGAUGUAUACAAGUACAAGAUUGGUGUACUAAAGUAACUUUGUGCCAUCGUUAAUAACGGGAUCCUUCAAAGAUGUCUGGAGCAGCAGAUGACGACUCGGCUCCGUCGAACAGCACACCUCAGACUCCCGAGGGUACAGAGGGAGCACCAGAUGUGACAGUGACUGAAAGCAAGCCAGAUACCCCUGGUAGCCAUGCAAAUGAAGACGAUGCGUCCAAAAACGAUGCAUCCAAAGAGGAAUCCAAGAGUGAGACUCCAAUCGAACUAGCGACGGAGGACGUUGAACCAGCGAAAAGAGAGAAUGAUGAACCAGCGAAUGAAGAGCAAACCGAGAAAAAGACGGAAUCCGAUACGGGUGACGAAACAGCCAAAGUAGAAGAACCAACCAAAGUAGAAGAACCACAACCUGCAGAUGGUGAAGGUGCGGUGAAUGCCUCGGAAGAAAGUCCUUCCAACGUCGAAGAAGAGAGGAAAUGCGAACCUGCACCAGAGACAGGGGAGACCGAUUGUGUAAAGCAGGACGAUGCAGAGCCUUUAGGAGAGGUUAAUGAGGCACAACCAAACGAGAAUGAGAAGGGAGAUAGUGUUGAGGGUAAACAGGCUGAAGAGCCUGCUGAAAAGCCUGUAAAGGAAGAAGGUGAGACAGAGGGUGUGGUAGCGACCGAUGACAGUGCCAAAGAUGAAGGAAAUGCCGAUGAAGUUGGCUCUGUUGACAAAAACAAAUCAGAGAAUGAAAGCGAAAACGUGAUUGAAGCUGUCACCGACGAGAGUAUAAAUACCAAAGACAAUAACGAUGUUGCAGAGGGAACAGCCCAAAAUGCUGACGCAGAAAUUCCAACUAAUAUUCCGGAAAGCGGUAAGCAGGAAACAAAAUCAAACGAAGGCGACACUGCUCCAGAAACUAAAGACCCCGUGAUUGAAGCAUCAAACUCUGAAAAUGUAGCGAAUGAACCCGUACCAACGGAGAGUGUUGAGGAUACGCAAUGUGCCGAGGAGAAUCCCCAAUCAAACAAAGAUGACGUAGCAGCGAUUGUGAGCACCAGUACUGGCGAUGCCCCUUCGAACCCUGAAGAAAGGACAGAACGUGCUAAAGUGGAAAUCUCUGAAUUAGAUUCUGUGAAGUUAGAAAAUGAGCGUUUGAAGAAGAGAGUUAAAGAACUCGAGGAUGAGAUAGACAGGAUAAGAGAGGGACGUAAGGAAGGAAUGAAAGUCCAGGCAGACUACCUUGCUCGGGAACUCAGUCAAACGCAAGAUACUGAAAAAUACCUCAGGGAAAAACUUGCAGAGGUUCUGCAAGAGAAAGAAGAUAGUGAACGACGGGUGAAGGAUAUGCAGCUUCGUCUCAAGCGGUUCGCCAAGGAUGAUCAGGCUAAGGAUGCUCGGUUGGCCAAGAUGGAGAAAGAGCUUCGGGAAAUCACGCACGAAGUUCAGAUCUUGGAGAAUAUGCUGGACGCAGACACACUACGUAGCGUGCAGGAACAGCGGGCGAGCGGAAAGGUUAACGGACCGAGUGGCGCUGGAACAGGAACGAACAAAGGAACGGCACAACCUCCGCCGCCGCAAUCGAAAACAUGCGUGAUUUUGUGAAAACUGUCGAUUGAAAUAAAAUCGUGGCGACCAUAAAAACACGAUUACGGAUGUUUGAGAUGUGAUAAUGGCAGUUUAUAUCGAGCUAAACGAAAGUGCCAAACACGAAACAACCUACAUGUACCUACAAAUUCUCUACUUUGACGUCUGUUAUUAUUUGUAAAAAGAAAAACUUCAAAUUGGAACAUCUUAAACUUUAUCUUAAACUUUCAAAUAAUGGGCUAUUAAUAAUUGAUCAAAAAGGGAACCACCAUACAAGUGACUUUUCUGAAAUAAAUUUCCCCAAAAGAUCUUGAAAAUCGUUAACUGUGAAUCUAUUCCAAAGUUCCAAACAAGAACUUUUGCUUCAAGUCUUCAACCAUCCCUUGGCUUUUUCUUCCACCUUUAAGAACAUGGUAAUUGUAUGAAUUGUGAAAAUCGAUUCAGAUCUGUAAGUGAGCCAGUUAACAGGGUAUACUAAAAUGCAAGUAGUAACCUUGAUACGAAAUUUUAAUAACAUACUUCAUUUGCCAUAGAUUGAUAGAAUGCAUCUGCAAUUUUUCAAAUACUUAUUUUUCCAGUAAAUAUAUAUUUAUAAUGUUAGAUAUACCGGUACUUUUAGAAAAUACAGACACCUAUAUUCUUUUUUAAUGUGUGCUUUAUUCAGAUAUAAAAACUUUUAGAACUAUUUACUUGCCAAAUUGGUUCUUCCAUGUGGGUUGGCUAAGACUAAGAUGUGUGCUAUCAAAUCUUUGAGUUACCUCUAUUAGUUUUCUCUAUAUUUCCGCCCGUGUUCAUAGAUUGUCACUCUUACACUAUUUAAUUGCAUCAUUGGAUAUUUGUUUGAAAUGUGAUUUAAAAAAAUAUAUAUUAAAAAACAAAUUCACAAGGUUUACUUAGAAUAGGAACUCAGUAAAAUAUCAUUUGUACAACACCAUUACAUGUACAAUCUCUUUCGAAAAUCCAUGUAUAUUUAUUUAUAUUUUGUCUUUUCUUUCUGCAAUUGUUUUUAUGUAUGCAAAUUAGAUCAGAAUAGUCACGAUAAAGUUGUACAGAUUAUCUCUUUGUAAAAUUUAUGUAGUGCCACGUAUAUGUUUCUGUUUUGUGUAUGGAUGUAGAAAAAAUGACAAGGUUAUGACAAGUACAAUGUGAUAAAACCAAGAGUUCAUCAGAAAAUGAACCUUUUAAUUUUGACCUGUGCUUCCUCAGCAAAGGGAAUGUAACAAAAAACAUAGAUUUUGGAGUGAGAUAUUCUAUGAAUCAGGUUUGCAGCAUAAUACACUUUGCGAUCUUGCUGUCAAUAUGUAUUCUUAUUGAGACAAGUUUGAAUUAGAAUCAGACCAAGAAAAUGACCAAAUUUUUUUUCGGAUCCAGGAUAAAAAUCGGGAGCGCCAGGAGGGUCAAAUCUGACUGACAUGAGCGCUAUACAAGAACCCACUAUUAUUAUUAUUUAUUAUUUAAAUAUGACACAGUUUUUCUCAGAAAAUACAAAGUGACUCAAAACAAAGUAGAUUCCAUUCAUUGGGUAUCGCAAAGAUAUCAUAUACUUAAAAAGCACAUGGAUUUAUUUUUACAUGUAUGCCUGUGUUAUUACAAUGGGGUAUAUAAGUUAGGUAUUUUUGUUUUACAGGAAUUAUCAAAAUAAGCUCAGAGUUUGCAUGGGCAAUCUAUAAAUAACAUGGCUGCCACAACCUGGUCCUGAGUUACUAACAUAGAUAUGUGCAUGUACUCAAGUUGGAGGUGGUUAAACAAUGAUUCAGUACAAAGCUUUGAUAACCUUGAUGAUUUAACUUUUUUUUAAUUAGAAACAAAUGUUGAAAUAUGUAUUAGUUUUGGGAUUUUAAGAGAAAGUAACAAUCUAACUUCCACAUACAUGUAUUUCACAUCUGUUUUAUACAUAUUUUUCUACAUCUCAGUUACUAUUAGCAUCUUGAUUGGGUGAGGGGUUAAAGGUCUAAGAUAAGGGUAAAGUAUGGGGAGAAAAGCCUCUCUCAAUGAAUAUUGUAUCCGUCCAUAGGUUUUAUAACCUAUCUUGAACGUGCCAUCCAUCUGAUCUAUGCUUACCAACACUUGACAUUUUAUAUUAUCUUCCAAAGAUUAUAUUCCAUAAUAAAGAUACAUCAGUGUAUAUAACAAACAAAAAA